CCUGUGUGUUUGCAGGAAAUUUGGUGAAUACUGAAAUGAGCCAUGGCAACUUCAAGUAUGGAUGCUUCUCACUUCCACCACACCCCUUUUUAUUGUGAGGAGAAUGUAUACUUGCUUUGCAAAAAGUUGUCUAAUGAUGGAAUAGCAAAUGCUGAGGGAACUGAUCUUUUCGUUGUUUUCAUUUCCAAUGAAAAGAAACAGAUCCCACUCUGGAAUCAAAAGGCUAGCAACAGGGCUGAUGGGGUUAUUCUAUGGGAUUAUCAUGUCAUUUGCAUUCAGAUAAAUCAAGGAGGUGACUCUCCACUAGUGUGGGACUUAGACUCAAGUCUUACAUUUCCUUCACCUCUAGCUGCAUAUGUGUCUGAAACAAUUCGUCCAUCUUUUCAACUUUUUUCUGAUUAUAAUAGAUUAUUCAGAGUUGUGCAUGCUCCAGUGUUUCUCCGUUCUUUUGCAUCUGAUAGAAGACACAUGAAAGAUUCGGAUGGAAAUUGGGUUCAAGAACCUCCUCCACAUGAACCCAUAGCUGCUGAAGAUGGAACAGUUCACAACCUGAAUGAAUACAUUAACAUUUCUGUUGCGGAUGCUAUUACUGAUAUUACUAUCAGUUCCAUCAAAGAUGCACUUUUUACCCAGAAACAUGGUGUGGUGAUAAAGGAAAAUCAGCUUCAGGAAUUAAUUUCUGGGAUAUCUUUACAAUAGCCACAUUUUUAUACUUCCACCUAUCAAUACAUCCCUGGUUUGUAUAUGUUCAGAGGCCAUCUUUAUAUUCAAAGAUGCUGGUGAAAUAUGCUUUCUCUUAACAUGAGUAUUGUAAAAAUGCAUCCUUUGAAGGGGGUUGUUUUGGGUGCAAGGAAUGAAAAUCUAAGUUUCAUGUUUUUCAGAAGCAGAACACAAUGUUUCCAGUUAUUCUUCA
Abrus precatorius (Indian licorice) is the source of this 913-nucleotide messenger RNA. RefSeq names its product protein N-terminal glutamine amidohydrolase. Bases 43 to 699 code for a protein of 218 amino acids. Gene Ontology annotation, cellular component: nucleus; cytosol. NCBI's taxonomy places the organism in Eukaryota, Viridiplantae, Streptophyta, Magnoliopsida, Fabales, Fabaceae. The transcript is spliced from 6 exons. Gene Ontology annotation, molecular function: protein-N-terminal glutamine amidohydrolase activity; protein-N-terminal asparagine amidohydrolase activity. The record is from RefSeq and is a predicted model, not a curated record.